UAAGAGACACUACAUAUCGGCAUCUAACUUCACAACCGAUCCGAACAGGUCAGCCCUCGGAAUCAAAUAGAAGAAAAACUUUACUCCGCCUGCCGUCAUUUCAAAAUAUUGAGAGAGAAGUGACUUCUAAAUAGAUCCGAAAACUAGGCAACAUCCAUAUUUCACCUAACUGAAAGCAAAAGGCAACCAUUUCGCCAUGAAGCCCGCUUGCCUGAUCCUCCUUGCCUCUUUGACGGUUUGCAAUCUCACCAUGAAUCUAGGACAAAGCAUCCCAGACGACGAUAACGUGGAGAACCGGGCAACUUUGGAUGAGAUGCUUCAGAGAGCAGACAAUCUAUUAAUAAGAUCUAUACUAAAAAAGAUAGGGGAAGACGAAAGUACAAACGAACUGAUCUCCUCUCAACAGGAGUGGAUCGCUAAGAGGCAGCAUCCGGGAAAAAGAUACCAAGAAGAAAUAGAAAAGCGGCAACAUCCUGGAAAACGUGGGGAUGACGAGGUCGAGGAUUACGCCGAUCUUCAGAAAAGGCAACAUCCAGGCAAGCGAGAGGAUGAGACGGACAGUUACGUGGAGUUGCAAAGGCGGCAGCACCCGGGUAAGCGUUCACCACUGGAACAGUUACCAGACAAUUCUGGCACCCAGGCGGCGUACCUGGUCGAGCUUUCCAAAAGGCAGCACCCAGGUAAACGGUACUUGAUGUACAACAAACGUCAGCACCCGGGCAGACGUGAGCUCGGGGAGGAGAUGGACUCAGGUGAGCUGCCGGAUUUGGAGAAGCGUCAACACCCCGGAAAACGCUUUGUGGAUAACACGAGUCCCGAUUUCGCCCCCAACGAUCCAUGUGGCCCCAAUGAUCCAAGGAGCUGCAGCAAAGCAAGCUUGUUGCUGGAGUUGCUGGACAACGCGACCAAGGACCGAGCAGAGGAGAAGAGGCAACAUCCAGGAAAAAGGUUCGCUUAUGAAGAAGGCUUGAUGGAACGGAAGUAAAAAGAGGAGAGUGAAUGCAUAAGUUAAAUGUAAAGAUCUAAAUAUAUCAUCUGAAUAACUAUAAUAAAGAUUAUUUCACAAUUA
This is a messenger RNA of Conger conger (European conger), 1069 nucleotides long. RefSeq names its product thyrotropin-releasing hormone (gene trh). Gene Ontology annotation, cellular component: extracellular region. Gene Ontology annotation, molecular function: thyrotropin-releasing hormone activity. The transcript is spliced from 3 exons. Gene Ontology annotation, biological process: hormone-mediated signaling pathway. Lineage: Eukaryota; Metazoa; Chordata; Actinopteri; Anguilliformes; Congridae. The coding region runs from base 197 to 985 and encodes 262 amino acids. The record is from RefSeq and is a predicted model, not a curated record.